GACGUCACGGCAGUCGACGCUUUGCCCCGCAGUAUAUGUUCAGACUGCGCGCCGGAAAAGCUCCACGAUAGCCAAUAACUAGCGCAAAUCCACACUUAUGUGCGGCAUGUAUUCGUUCAUAUCGCGUGGAUUCGAACACGGAUUGGAAGAUCUCUUGUGAAGAGUCUGAAGCCAGAAGGACUCGCAGAGCAACGUUUGUAAAAGUGAAACUGGCGGCUUUGGCUUCCCAACUAGGCUAACAUCAGGCCCGACUAGCAUUAGCUGUGGAGCUUACUUACUUUGCGUGGACAGCAAAACAAGGAAUGAGUGAUGACCUCUGUGGUUGUAUCAGAUGGAGGAGGUAAUAUUGUGGAGUAUGUUACCAUGGUGGAGGAGCCACAACAGUGUGAGCCACAGCCAGCUGAGGAGGAGGAGGAUGACGAAGUAAUUCAGCAGGAGGUAGAGGCAGUAAUUGUGGGUGGAGGUGACGAAGUAGAGGAAGAGGAAGGUGUGGAAGUGCAGGAUGAUGGCUGCCCCGCAGUGAUCGUAGAGGAGGUGCCUAAUGCACAAGUGGAAGAGUGUUACUCUGCACAGGUUCUGGUCUAUGAUGACGAGACUUACAUCAUGCAGGAUGUGGCUGAAGAGCAGGAGGUGGUCACAGAAGUGGCAGAGACUGUGGAGAUGUCGGGUCAGGACGUGGUUUGUUUUGAUAAAACCUUUGAAGCAGCUGAAGCUCUUCUGCAUAUGGAGUCUCCUGGAGGACUGCAUGACCGCAAUACAGCAGAAGAUGUGAUGAUGGAGACAGUGGUGGAGGUUUCUACAGAGUGUGGAUCAUUAGAGGAAGAGGAAUCCUUCCCAAUCCCACCUGAUUGUGAACCUGCUGCCAAGAGGAAGAGAGGAGGUGGACGUAAGAUAAAGAUGCAUCAACCUACAUCCAAUGGCUCCUUUGACAUGGGGAUGAAAAAGAGGCAGAGGGAGGGAAAAGGAAAUACCACCUACCUGUGGGAGUUUCUUCUGGAGCUAUUGCAGGACAAAAACACCUGUCCUAGAUACAUUAAGUGGAUGCAAAGAGAAAAGGGCAUCUUUAAAUUGGUUGAUUCCAAGGCGGUGUCCAAACUAUGGGGGAAACACAAGAACAAGCCUGAUAUGAACUAUGAAACAAUGGGCCGAGCCUUAAGAUAUUAUUACCAGCGUGGCAUCCUUGCAAAGGUGGAGGGUCAGAGGUUGGCCUACCAGUUUAAAGACAUGCCAAAGAACAUUCGAAUCAUUGAUGAUAAUGAUGAAGGUGAAGACAGCGAGAGCAUGUUGUCCAGCCAGCAAGGUUCAGAAAUCCUGGGUGCAAACGCCCCUGCUGCCUCCCACGCUCAACAAACCUAUGUCACCAUCAUCCCCAGUAAUACUACCACCAGGUCCAUCCGCACCAUGCCUGUGGUGAUGACUAACUCUCUUGGCCAUCUUACAUUAAACUCCUCCCCAGUACUAACCACGGCUGCAGGAGCUCCAGUUACAGUAGCCAGCGCUAGUGCCGCUCCAAAACUUGUUAUUCAGGCCGUACCCACCAUGCUGCCUACAGGCUCCAAAGCAGGUGACAAAAUAACAAUUAUCACCAUCCCAGCAAACCAGCUUGCUGCAUUCAUGCAGGCAAAUCAAUCAGGCCAGCUGACCCAGCUCGUACAGGCCAAACCUGCCCCUACAAAUCUUUCUCAGGCUGUCACGAAAGCAGCCACCACAUCCAUGGUCCAACUGGCAACGGGCACAUCGGUGCCACAGCUCAUUCUAGCCAAACCGCAGAUUUCUGUGCAGCAUGUCCAAAGUCCCACCCAACUAAAGAAGCCUUCCACAACACAAUCAAAUGUCCCGUCCCCCUCCAGUCAACCAGCAGCACCAGAAGAAAGCUCAGCUUCCUGAGAACUCAAAUUUGAGCUGAUAAAGUGUGGGGGGAACAUGACAGACUGUAAAAGCUGCCCUGGAAGGCAAGUCACCCACCCCACCCCAUCACACAGCACCACUCUUUGACUGUCACGGACUGUUCUCGUUAAGGAAACCAAGAUAGGAUAAAAGGGACUCCUAUUGAACAGAAGCUCAAAGUAGGUGGGCAGCCUUAGUUUGUAAAUGAAGCAGUUGCUAUUUGUAUUCAAACAGUAUCUCACAUACAUUGCCUGAAAAAUGUAUUGUUAUAAAUGUAAAUGUACAGAGCAUUUUGAUACGCAGCAGGUGUUUCUUUCCUGUUUGAGUUUGUUUAGAUCAAUUCAUCUUUGUUUCAUUUUACUGUCCAAAGCCCUUCCCCUUCACUGUUGGUCACAAAUACAGUGUCUUUUUUUGUACUGCCAUUUAAAAAGGGAGUGAAAAGAUGUCUAGACCCAAAUAAAAUAACUCAGACUUGUGCUUUA
Entelurus aequoreus (snake pipefish) is the source of this 2369-nucleotide messenger RNA. Its product is annotated as ETS-related transcription factor Elf-2-like. Lineage: Eukaryota; Metazoa; Chordata; Actinopteri; Syngnathiformes; Syngnathidae. Gene Ontology annotation, biological process: cell differentiation; regulation of transcription by RNA polymerase II. The record is from RefSeq and is a predicted model, not a curated record. Gene Ontology annotation, cellular component: nucleus. Bases 310 to 1887 code for a protein of 525 amino acids. The transcript is spliced from 9 exons. Gene Ontology annotation, molecular function: DNA-binding transcription factor activity, RNA polymerase II-specific; sequence-specific DNA binding.